UUGAAAACCAACAGAUUCUGGGGUUAAACUAAAGAAAAUUACUGGCAUGUAUAUCUGUGCAAAAUAAUGUUUUUUUUGUUUCUUUUUCCUCAGAAUGGGAAUGAAAACCUUGUCACUGUGGCUGCUGCUUGUGGGGAUGUUACUGCCACAGCACCGCUGUCAGCACUGGUCAUAUGGACUGAGCCCAGGAGGGAAGAGGGAACUGGAUAGUCUUUCAGACACACUGGCCAAUAUAGUUGAGGGGGCUCCACAUGUGGAGACACCCUGUCGCAUGUUGGGUUGUGCAGAGGAAUCACCUUUUGCCAGAAUUUAUAGAAUGAAAGGAUUCCUUGGCAGUGCCACUGACAGGGAAAAUGGACACAGAACAUAUAAAAAAUAAUGACUGCUUGAUUCUACAAUAAAUAAUUAUCUUUGCAUAA
Seriola aureovittata is the source of this 419-nucleotide messenger RNA. RefSeq names its product progonadoliberin-1-like. Gene Ontology annotation, cellular component: extracellular region. The record is from RefSeq and is a predicted model, not a curated record. NCBI's taxonomy places the organism in Eukaryota, Metazoa, Chordata, Actinopteri, Carangiformes, Carangidae. Gene Ontology annotation, biological process: multicellular organism development. Gene Ontology annotation, molecular function: hormone activity. The transcript is spliced from 3 exons. The coding region runs from base 95 to 379 and encodes 94 amino acids.